This is a messenger RNA of Aspergillus aculeatus ATCC 16872, 1680 nucleotides long. RefSeq names its product Zn(II)2Cys6 transcription factor. The record is from RefSeq and is a predicted model, not a curated record. The transcript is spliced from 4 exons. Gene Ontology annotation, cellular component: nucleus. Bases 1 to 1680 code for a protein of 559 amino acids. Lineage: Eukaryota; Fungi; Ascomycota; Eurotiomycetes; Eurotiales; Aspergillaceae. Gene Ontology annotation, biological process: positive regulation of transcription by RNA polymerase II. Gene Ontology annotation, molecular function: transcription cis-regulatory region binding; zinc ion binding; DNA-binding transcription factor activity, RNA polymerase II-specific.
AUGACUGGAGACCGACUACUACCUCACGCGGCUGCAAACCCAUUGGAGGCACAAAUUCAGGGCCUUAGUAAGAGACGAUACAGGAGAGAGGGCGGGAAAUGGACACGCACUGGCUGUUUGACAUGUAAACGUCGCCGGAAAAGAUGUGACGAAUCUAAGCCUGGAUGUCGUAGUUGUGCUAGAUUAGGGCUACAAUGUGAGGGAUAUGGCUCAAUAUGGGCAGAGCCCUUGAACCCGUCUGCACAGGUCUUCAGUCAAACAAAACCAACAAAGCGCAGGAGACUUAGCACAUCGUCUUCCAGUUCCUCAUCCUCCUUGGGACGAGCCAGUGUGAGCUCCACAUGCUCAAGCUCCUUAUGGCUACAUUACCAACCAACUACCCCUACCACUUUCUCAGAUUCUGGUAAUAGCGAUAUGUGUUUAUCGAACGUCGAUGACACUACGGAUGAGGUUGAUCAGAUGCCAGCACAUACCACUGCCGAGAAUGGUGACCUCGCUAUAAUGACACUCACGCCCUGUAAAUCCCUCAGUCAUCUUUCGCACUCAGAAACGCACUAUCUUCAAUACCACAUGGAGCUCGGCUCCAAGUUACUCGCAAAUCUUGAGAGCGCCGACAACCCUUUGCGGUCUCUGAUCAUUCCUCGGGCCCUAUCAUCUUCGCUCCUUAUGAAAGCUUUAUGCGCAGUAUCAGCGACGCAUUGUGCGAAUCGAAUAGCUGCCCAUUCAGAAGCUCAAACUGCUGCCACAACAUAUUACAUUCAAACCCUGAAUGGGCUACAAUCUGUGCUCUCGGAAUAUCCCACUGGAAGAUUUCCUGAUGAAGCUAUUCUCGCGGUGGCUUUACUCUGCAAAUACGAGAUUGUCCGUGGAAGCGUUAAGCAGUGGGUAGCGCAUCUGAAUGCUCUUCAGAAGCUAGUCAUUGCACGGGGUGGGUUUGGGGCUUUGCAUCAUGAUACCCGGGAGUUCUUGAUGGGCUUCUACAUUUAUGCUCAUAACGUUGCUAAAAUCAGUAAUCGCAAGCAAAUCACCUCCAGCAUGCUUGAUAUGGAGGACGUCAGGAUCACCAAACUCGAUAUAUACAUUGGCUACGCGGAAGAUCUUGUCAAACUCUGCGCGAGGAUCGCUGAUCUACCUUCCCUGAACCAUGACCCUGUAGCUUUGGGAAUCGAAAUCCAUGCAAUUGAUACUCUACUGCAUAAUUGGACGCAUCAGGACAUAAGGUACAUCAUUCCCGAGGGCAUCACAGAAAUGAACCUCUGUCGCCUCCGCAUGGUCGCAAAUUGUUUCCGCGAUGCGGCAUACAUCUACCUCCAUUCAAUCCUGGAGAAGAUGAGCAAGGGUAUGAAAACCACCUUUACUGCAGGCCCCUGGUCAGCUGUGAUCACUAUGACGAGGUCGGAUGCCCUGCAGAUGCUUCUGGACAGGAUCCGAACGGCCUCACCCCUCGAUGCCCACUGCGAAUAUUCGGCGCUCACAUUUCCUUUGCUCAUUGCGGGCUGUGAGAUCAGGGCACCCGAGGAUAAAGAGCUUAUCAUGACAUGCUUGAGUAGCCUUGAGGUCAACUUCGGGAUUGGGAAUGUUAAACGAGCGAAGGAGAUGCUACAAGCUCUAUGGGCUAUGGAAGGAGUGCAUUGGCUGGACUUGCUGGAUCAAUUACAGUGGGAUCUCAUACUCGCUUGA